Molecule: messenger RNA, 1500 nt
Organism: Rhizophagus irregularis DAOM 181602=DAOM 197198
Lineage: Eukaryota; Fungi; Glomeromycota; Glomeromycetes; Glomerales; Glomeraceae
Source: RefSeq, a predicted model, not a curated record
UAGGUUCUCUUUUAGAAAAUGAAUUCGAAAGAUACAGUGCAAUACCAACAUGAAUAUCCUCCUGUUCGUUUCAAGUUAUUACGAAGUGCUUUUGAACCACGUUGUUCUAAACCACCAAUAUCAGAUGAUUUGGCCGAUUCAGUGCGUGUUUCUACACCAGAACGUUCUAAAAACACGCAAUCAUAUGAUUUGGCCGAUUUAGCGCGUGUUUCUACACCAGUUCGUAAUUUUAAUAGAAAUUAUUCUCUGAUACUAUAUGAUUAUAAUCAUGCCAAUGAAGGUUACCGACAAAGAAUAAAGCCUAGUAGGUAUGAACGAGAAAUAAAUAAUGAAUCAUAUCCACAAUCACAAAAACUUUCUUUAGGGCGGUGUAUGGAAUGUCGAAAGUUAUUUACUGGAAAGAAAUGGUGUCGUCCUUGUAAUUCUGUACAUUUUUAUAAACAAACUUCAGAAUGGACAAGUUGGAGACUCGGUUUAGAUAAUUUAAUCAUCGAAACACAAAUUACUGCAAAUAAUGUACAUAGCUUUUUUGAAUGGAUCCCUUUCGAAAAUUUUGAUAACGUUACACCUUUAGCGAAAGGUGGAAAUAGUAAUGUUUAUAAAGCUAUAUGGAAACAAGGUCCAAUUACAUAUUGGGAUACUAAUACUCAUAACUGGGAACGAUUUGGUCGUCAUGAAGUAGUAUUAAAAGUAAUAGAAAAAUCUCAAGAAAAUUUGGACGUAUUUAUUAAUGAACUUUCAGCACAUCACAAAUUUAGUACAAUCAUUGGACAUAUACUUCGUUGUUUUGGAAUUUCACGUUGGGAAGACAAGGGAGACUUUAUUAUUGUAACAUUACAUGCUAAAGAUGGGGAUUUACGAAAAUAUAUUCGUAAAAAUUUUGAGAAUUUUUCAUGGAUUGAACGUUUAAUUACGCUUAAAGACAUUGCUAAGGGUCUAGAAAUUAUCCAUAACACUGGGUAUGUUCAUCGUGAUUUACAUACAGGCAAUGUUUUAAGACAUGGAAGUUGGGCAAUGAUAAGUGAUCUUGGACUUGCAUGGCGUCAAGAUUCUGUAUCAACAGGUGAAUUAAUUGGUGUAUUACCCUAUAUGGCACCCGAACUUUUAUCUGGAGGUCAGUAUUCUUCAGCGUCUGAUAUCUAUAGCUUUGCAAUGAUCAUGUAUGAAGUUGCAAGUGGAAAAAUUCCAUUUUACAACGAGGAUAUCAACGCUAUUAACAUUAUUAAAGGAGCUCGACCCGAACUUCCUUCUGCAACUCCUCUUAAUUAUAUCAAACUUAUGAAAUCUUGUUGGAAUACUGACCCGAAAGAAAGGCCAAUUGCUAGGAGUCUUAUUAAGAGUUUUGAUGAGUGGAUUCAUGAUAGUGAAACGAUGCAAUUAACCGAAACUUAUGAUUCCUUCCAAAGUGCUGAAAAUGAGCGAAAGAAUUUAAUUACUUAUAUUGAAGAAGAUUACACUUCUGCUAUUGGCCCAUCUAGUCAAUUAAUUUCUAUUAAAUAA